AAUUGCAAGCAUCUCUUCACGUAAUCUUGUAACAAAAUGUUGUCAAGACAUAGCCUCUCUCAGAGAAACUCCAAAAAUAACUCGUUUAAUGUAGCACCGGCGCCCCUGUCCCCGACAAUUGAUGGAAUUGAGUCACAAUCAAACGCUUCGACAGACACACAAAACCCUGUCGCCGCUGUCCCUGCCACCACUACCACUGCUGCCACUUCCACGGGAAGGUCCAAGACGAGCGUCCACGUAACAGCCCUCGAUGGCAUAGUGAACGUCAACUCACUCUUCACCAUGGCAACCUUCAUAGGCUUCUCCCUAACUGUGCCUCAAGCCGGCAGCGCCGGCAAUCCAGAAUCAUGCAACCCCAGCACCAACGUAAUCAGGAGACUGAUCGUUUUCGAAGUGAUUUCGUUCAGUUUCUUUCUCUUUUCCUCCCUCAUAGCACAAAGUCUGAAGCUGGCAAUCAACUUGUUGAAUAGUUUAGAUGCAAGCGACCCUCAUAAAGCUGAUAUCGACUCAUCUUUCCACAAAUACGCACUGUUUGGCUCCGCCAUUGGAUCUAUCAUGGGAUGUGUGUUUCUGAUGCUUUCGAUUGUGGAUUUCGUUCAGGUGAAAUUGGGUGUGCUUUCUUGUGGAGAAGAACCUGUAUACGCCGUUGUAACGCUGGUUGUGUUCGUAGGUUCUGGCUUACUGGUUUAUAUUACUACUUCUAUAUACGCAGCAUUCUUUAUGUAGCCUAAUAGUUAGAGAGAAAUAGUGGUUAAAGUGUUCUUAUAUUUCGAUAUUUUCAUAUAUUUUUUGUAAAAUGCGAAUAUGUGUUAUUAAUAAAAUAACAUUGAAACUCUUAAGAAAUUUA
Olea europaea var. sylvestris is the source of this 847-nucleotide messenger RNA. RefSeq lists its product as uncharacterized. Lineage: Eukaryota; Viridiplantae; Streptophyta; Magnoliopsida; Lamiales; Oleaceae. The transcript is spliced from 2 exons. Bases 37 to 726 code for a protein of 229 amino acids. The record is from RefSeq and is a predicted model, not a curated record.